UACCGUGCAACAGCUGUUAUUGGAGUGGCUAAAGAUACUAUCAUAUUAUUAUCUAUAAUCAGAAUAAUAUAAAAGCCUCGAGUUCAAUAUUAUUAAGCAUUAAUUGUUAUUACGAUUUUGGGCUUCGGCAAUUGGCAUUUGCCAAUUUGCCAUUCCAUUGGCACGUCAGGCGCCACGUCGACGCUGACAAUUUCCUGUCGAUCAGUCACAAAUGCAUUAUAUUAAAAAAGUACAAAAUUAAAAGAAAAGGGAUUCGGUAAUAACACGGCCGCCGAAGCGAUACGAAUAAUCAUGUAAACAUAGUAAACAAUAAUCACCCGGCAUCAUGCGGAUGCAGACUAUCGGACUAUUCGGACUGCAAAAAGCAAUACGUUAUAACAAUAAGUACAUUUUAUGACUAAUGACUUUCCUAUGUUAAUUUUUGGUGAUAAAACUUGUACGUGUUAAUGUUUAUAAUUUUAUCCUUCUAUAGUUCUAUAUUAUGGUAUUAAGUUUAAUAGUAAUCUAAAUUGGGUACUGGUACAAAUUUACAUUCUAUAAUUUAAUCGCACAAGCCGCUACUGUCAAAUCUAGUUCUAAAAAGAUGAUAAUGUGCUUGUGUGUCAACUUAUAUUCGUUCAGUACGUUGUUUCUUAUCACAGACUUCAACAACUCUAUAGAUGAAACUAUAGUUGAUGACUUAAAAAAUAUAAAUCUUUGAUCUGAUAUAUAAUAUUGUGUCGAAUGAGACUUGUUUCAUCGCUUGCUUCUUAUUGUAUUUCUACCAGAUUAUCAAUCUGAUUCAGGAUUUUCAACUAACCUUAAAUAGAAAUUAAACAUACAACUGUCGUAUUCUCCGAUUACUCGGACGUAUACCAAAAUAAAGUAAAACCAAAAAUGAUGUGAAAUACUUUAUUUGAACGCGACGUCCAGUGUUGAUCGAGUCACACGAUCACCACCACUGACCCCCUUGCUGCCUUAACCAUAUCUCUUAUAUACUAAAUUUACAAUUGAGUAACUAUCGAUUGUUACAUCUUUCUCUUACUAUACUAAUUACAUUUCAUACACCUUAACUUACGUACUUAUUAUUUUAACCCGAUUAAUAACAAAUUUUAUUUACAUUUCUUACUACCAUGUUUUGAUUACUAUGCUAACUAAAAUAUAAAAGUUUAUCAACACUAUAUUUCACAAUUGUUAUCUUAACCUAUUUAAAUUCUUUUUUUCUAUUAUUGCUUAAUAAUUAUGGAAAUUCAUUAAAUCAUAAUACAACACUACCAACUUCUUAUUUUUUAUCACUAUGGUUAAAAUUUAAAAAAAUAUUAUGUUAGUUUCAAAUAUUUAAUGAUGAUAUUGAUUAUUUGUUUAAGAGCUGAAGAUACUCCAUAAAUAACAAUUAUAAAAUAUUUGUAGUCGAGGUUCAUUGUAGUAAGGUAUAGAUGUAUAGUCAUGAAGUUUCAGAAAUGGCAGAAUCUGAACUACUCAGGAAUUCAAAUGCAGCACGGCCAGUUAAAAGAAGAGAGAAUGAUAUUGAUGAACUACCAGUUGUAUUUGAUGUUGAUGAAAACCCUAAACCAAGGCCAUCAAGUAUAAAAAAAAUAAAAGUUCCAACUACCAGUAAUACACCACAGAGUUCAGAUGUACAGAAAUACAGAAUACCUACAGGCCUACAGAGAUCAUAUCAUGGAGUUGCUUACCAAGUGCAGUGGAUGAUGGUAGUUGCACUCGAAGCUCAGGCGAGAACAAAAGAUGAAAGUGGUACUUUUGAAUUUAAAACAAAAGAUUUUAAAACAGAAGACCCUGAUGCUGGAAAGUUUGAUGAUUUGGUUUGGAGAUAUGAAACUGAUCAGCCAAAUUUAUAUGAGUGUAAUUUUUUACAAGCCAAACAUAUAUUAAAUAAAGAAAAAAAAAUUACUCUUGAACAGUUACUCGGACCCAAACAAAAAAAAAACUCCCUAAACUCAAAUAAAAAAGACAAACGUCCAUUUGCCUUAGAAAAAUACUUUCUUUCAUACAGAGAUGAAUUAAAGAUAAAAUAUAUUCAAAAUGGUAAAAUAAAUAAACUAAUUAUUGCUACAAAUAUUGAUUUUGAUGAUGAUCUGAAAAGUAGUUUUGAUCAACUACAAGAUGAUAUUCCAAUCUUAGAUUUUAUACAAAAAGAGACUGGAAAUUUGAAAUUUAAAAAAGGUAAUUUUCCUCAUCAGAAAAUAAUAAAGGAGCAACUAAAAAAUACUUAUGAUUUAAUUAAGAUAGCAAUGGAUUUGGGAAAGUGUGUACUAACCAAUGAACCUUUAAAAAAAGAUAGCACUCUUAUCAGCUAUUGGAGUGUUUUAGAAAAAAAUAGAGUAAUUGAACCUUCUAGAAAAUUUCAUUCUCAUUUUAUCAAAAAUCAUCAAAAUUUGUCUAAAGAAGCAAAACAACUGAGAGUGGCUUUUUUUCAAGAAGCAUUUACUAAUACGAGAGAGUCUUUAGGUUUUAAUGUUAAUUAUGAAAUAUCUAACCCUAAAGAACUUGCUGAACAAAUUGCCUCAAAAAUUAUUCAAUCAUAUAAGGAUUCCAAAAAUAAUGUUACUAUUUAUACAUCACAAAAAGUACAAGAUAAUUGUAUUAAUGAUCUGGCAGGGUAUGUUCUCAUUGAGAAAAAUGGUGGAGUGCGAUUCAAUUCUAAGUUUUGGGCAUUAAAAGAUAAUGAACUACCAAGUGAUAGUUUAAAAACUUUUAGAGACGAGCUAAAAUUUCAAUUCGAAUCUCAAAUUAAAAAUACAAAAAGUCAUAAAUUAAAAACUUUAAAAAAAGAACAAUUAGAUGUCAUUAUUAAUAAAUUCAAAGAAUAUGAGUUUAAUAUUGGCAAUAAAGAUAAUUUUAAGACCUGUAAAGAAAUGUUAGGAGAUAAAGAUUCUUUUUGGAUAAGUGUAGCAAACUUUGAAUUUAAUGAUUUUGAACGACCUAACCUUGAUCAAUCAUUUUCUAAAUUACCAAGUCAUGAAUUAAAGGACAUAGAAAAAGAUAUAAACAAUUUUUUUAAUCAAUUAGUAUUUGUAACUAAUUGUUCUCAAGAGAUGUUAAAUGAAUUUAUCAAAAAAAAAUGUUCUUGGUUUGUAGGAUUUGAAACUGAUUACGUUGCGUUUGAGUUUCAAUCCAAAAUAGCUGAUGCUUUAAACUUUAAAGCAAAAGAAUUUAUUUCAACAGCUGAAGAUGUUUCACAAUUUUUUGAUAAUGCUAAACAACAAAUUGCUCGACUAAUACUUAUUGGUCCUAGUUUAGUAUACCGUGCAGAAAUUAAAAAAUAUGAUAUAAUUUUUAAAGAAAAUGCAAUGGUAUUGAAGUUAUGUGAAUUUUUAACUUAUCAAUCCAAAAAACAAAUUUUUCAUAUUGUUAAUAAGGAAAGUAAAUUAAGUUCUAUUAAAGUACUUCAAAUGUUGGAAUGUAUGCAUGAAUAUCAAAAGGAUGGUAGUUAUAUUUUUAUUAGAUUAAUCUCUCUAUUACAUUUACAAGAUUGCGUAAUAAAGGCAUUUGAAUCAAAAAUAUCAAACAAUUUGCUUGUCAUUGAAUGUGAAAUUGUUAAGAUAAAUUUACAAAAAUUGUUCUAUCAAUUAUUGCAAAUAAUGAAGUCCAAUAAUAAAAAAAAAAUUAUUUUUAUUGCCCAAGAAAAUGAUCCUCUAGCUGGUAAAUUUAAAAAUAAUUUUUCUAAUUAUGAUUGGUAUAAUGAUGAAAGAAAUAAUUUAAUUGAUCUUACUUAUGAUUCUCAAAAAAAACUUCUGAAAAAAGGAAAAGCCAUAUUUCAAGGAAAGAAAGUAAGUUUAGAUCCAUUAAUAGACAAUGAGUCAAAACUGCUAAUAAAUGGAGAAAUAUUAUGUAAGAUUAUUAAUAAUGAGAUGAUAGAGAUAGGAAAAGCAAUUACAGAUUCUAUAUAUGAUGAUGUUAAGGAUUAUUAUAUUGACCGAACAUUUCAUCGGAAAGUUAAAAUUAGGAAAGAUUAUAAAAACAAAAAAAUUAAGUUUCUUGAGACCAAAAGCAGUGAAAUAAAUGAGCAAGAGCUUGUACUAUAUAAUGAUAUAUUAUUAAUUUCUAAUACAUGUGAGAUUUUUAAAGAAUUAUGUACUAAGUACAAACAACAUAAUAUUCAUUGGGUCAUAAAUGAAACUAAUGAUUUGAUAUGGAACCAAUCUUAUGGUUCUUUAUCUUCAUUACGCAAGAUUUUAGAUACAUAUGAACAAAGUGUUCAAGAGUAUAAACCAGAGAAAAUUACAGAUAUCACAGACAGAGUAAUCAUUCUUACUGCUGAACCUGGUAUGGGUAAGUCUUUUGUAUUGAAUUAUUUAGUACUAAAGACAAAAGAAUCAGACCCUUCUUUAUGGGUUAUACGGAUUAACUUAAUUGAUUGUUCAACUGAAUUAGAAAGAGAAAUAGAGAAGAACAAAAAAAUUGACGAAGCAGACGCUAUAAGAUUCUUAUACAAAGUUGUAGGGUUUAAACUCCUUAAUAAAAAAACAAAAGAAAAGAUGAUAGAAAAAAUUCUAAGUGCUAUAAACAUACAAGAUGGUAAAAUAGGUAUGAAAUUUCACGGAGAAGAAAUUCAUGUUUCAAACUUGUUAGAAAUAAGACUAUUUAAUAACUUUUAUAAUCAGGGAAGGAUUAUUUUGCUGUUUGAUGGAUUUGAUGAGAUUUGUCCUGACUAUGAAGAAAAAACUAUUGAGUUACUGCAAACUUUAAAAAACACCAAAGUUAAAAAGCUAUGGAUAACAAGUCGUUAUGCUACUAGUGUAACACUAGAAGAUAAACUUAGUGUAUUUUCAUAUUCAUUAAAGCCUUUCCUUGCAGAAGAACAGAAUAGUUUUUUUAGAAAAUUUUGGAAAGCAGAGUUGGAUUUCCGUGAAUUAGACGAGCAACGGGCACUGGUUUUUAUUAACGAAUUACAAGAUAAGCUCCCUGAAUCCAUAGAUUUUAUGAGUAUACCACUACACGCCUAUAUGAUUGCUGAAGUUUUUAAAGACGCGUUUAAGGAUUUUCAUGAUUCUAAGGAGCAAAAUAUGUCUGAUGAAUGUAAACAGAAAAUUGAAAAGCAAGACUUGGUUACUUUAUAUGAUAAGUUUUUUUAUAUUAAAUUUCGUAAAAUUCGCUUUGGAGAAAAGAAGUCUGAGAUUAACAACUCUGAGAUAGACAUGAAGAAUAUGAUUAAAGGAGUAUACGAAAACUCUAUAAAAAAUCAUAGAAUAUUAGGUUUGUAUGCAAUAUUUAACCAUAACGAAGUAGAGAAAUUAGUUUCUCCAGAAGAAAGAAAAGAGGCAUCUAAGUUUAUGAACAAUGUAAAAUUAUGUAACGAAAAAACAGGUAUUAUUGAACAAGUUGUUAAUAAUAAGCCUAGUUUCGUUCAUCGUACUUUUGCUGAAUAUUUUGUUUCUAGUUAUUUUUGGGAAAAAUUUAAAUCAGUUGAAAAAGAUUUCGAGAACUGUAUUGAAAAAUUUAUUAUUAAUAACCUAAUUAAGGACAAUAGGAUACAAAUUUCUCGGUUUCUUCAAUUAGAAGCAAAAAAAGAUUUCGAAAGUAAUAUCAAUUUACCUUUUAUGCAGGAUAAGCUGAGAAUCCUAUUUAUCAAACUUCUUGAUCAAACAAAACAAUAUGAUAAACAAUCCACUAAACUGUUAUUUGGAAUAAUUGAAUUUUCUAAUUUGAAACACGAUGAUUAUCUAGACGUUGAGGGAAAUGAUCGACUAAAAUUAUUAUGUUUAUCAGCUGAAAUGGGGUACAUAAAACUUGCCAAUGGUAUAGGAACAAAACUUACUGAAACAUAUUUAAAAAAUUGUUUAAACCGUGAUAAAUGGUUUUUCAGUCCCUUAUGGCUGGCGACUAAAAAUGCUCACAAAAACGUUGUACAAUUUCUUGUCGAAAAAUUUUCUUAUAGUGCUUAUUGGAAGGAUAAAGAUAACGCAAUUUUAAUUAAUCGUAUAAUUCAAAGGAGAAACUUUAAAGUUCUCAGGUCUUGUUUAAAAUUCAAUAUACUUAAUGGUAAACCUUAUAUUGAUGAAAAUAACAAAGAAUCUUUGCCAAUUUCUAAACUUCUUGAUUCAAAUGCCCCGCUAGAUGUGGUAAAAUUGUUGAUAGAAAAAACAGAUAGUGAUCAUUUUAAAGCAGUUCCCUCUAAUUCUUACACUAUGUUUCAUAUGAUCAUGUUUUCCCACAAAUAUGAUAAGGAAAUAACGGAGAUACUUAUAAAAAAAGGUUGUAAUUUUAGUGAAGCUAUAAAUCUUUUGAUUUUCGAAUUUAUCGGUUCGAGCCUUUGUCAUCCUAUUCAAUCACGGAGGUUGGCUUAUUAUAAUAACUCUUCUUUUUGUACUGAACAAGAAUUUUUGAGUUUAUUUGAAAAAAUCGAACUGUUACUAAAAUGUGGUAUAGGAUAUAAUUGUUUAAAUUGUAAUAACAGUUAUGUAACAACACUACAAUAUGCCGAGCAAAUAUACUACAUACAUAAGCUUUUAGAAGGAGUAUAUAAAUUACACAAACAGAAUAACGACAAAAGUAAGAGUCCAAUUGAUACGGUACUAAAAUUAAUUAUCGAUUGUAUUAGUGGGUCUUCUGACUUUGAAAGUUAUGACAUUGAUAAACCAAGUAAUAUAAAUCUAAUAUUUAGUCGUAAAUUCUAUCAUUAUUCAGAUGGUAUUUGUGAAAAUGUAUCCCUACUACCUUCUGAAUUGUUACAAGAACUAGGUUUGAAUGAGGAAAUUAACACUAAUCUUAUAGAAGACAGUUUAAAUGAAUUACGUUCUUAUAUCAGUAAUGCCGAAGAGGAAAUUGAUCAAUUUAAAACGUAUCGUGAUAGCAAGAUUUAUAACGAUAUUUUAAAUGGUUAUGAAGAAAUGUUUCAAUACUCGUAUAAUCUAUUUUCCAAUGACGAAGAGAAAGAACGAUUUAAAUCUCUUAAUCUGUUUGUAAGAAGAUUGCUUAAACGGGUAUUACAUUUGUACAUUUUCCAGGAUUAUGAAGUUGAUGAUGCAUUAGAAGAGUUAUCAGAUGAAGUAUUAAAAUUCAGUAAUAUAAUAGAUUGGCAAAAAAAAAAUGCACCUCUCAAAAAAUCUAUUAAUACUGAAAAUAUAUUAAAUAUAUUAGCUCUGAAAAGCAUAGAUACAAAUGAAAACUUACAAUAUUUUGUAUUAAAAAUCCAUGAUUCUUACGGUAUUUCAUAUUUAAAUACUGCUUGGUCGUAUUUACAUUUUAUAGGUAAGGAAAGAAUAAUGGAAAUAUUAAAACUUAUGUUCAAAUACUCGGAUCAAUCAUUAAAAGUAUUUGAAUUACUAAAGAAACUCGAUAGUUUUUAUAAAACUCUUACUGAAGCUAUUGAAAAUCAAAAUUAUGAAGAGGUAAAUAAUAUAUUACAAGAUAUAAUACCGGAUCAUUUCAUAAAGGCAAUUAUUAACGGUCAAGAUGACAAAUUUGGUUCACCAUUACACUAUGCUGCUUUUAAAGGUGAUAUAAUUACCACCCAAAUUCUUUUAAAAUAUGGAGUAAAUCCUAAUCUUAAACUAAUGGAAAAUAGUGAACUAUUAUGUACUACUGAAAAAUAUGAUCUAAUUGAUAAGACUUCAUUAGAUUUAGCAACGAAAUAUGGUCACGAAGAAGUUGCUAAGAUUUUAUUAAGUCACGGUGCUGAUGCUAACACUUAAGACUAAUGGGGAAGAACACCAUUUUGUACUUAGGUUUAUAAAGAUUUAUCAAAAAUGAAAAUAAAUUCUGUUAGAGAAAAAAGCAAAUUCUGCUGUUUAUCUCUUUCCUACACAACAAUUUUGGUAAAUGAAUACCAUACUUACAUCAUAGGCAGAAAUCGGGGGGACUAAGCCCUCAGAAAUUUAAGGUACAGCUACUUAGUACAUUACUAAAGUAUAAUGAGCAUAUAUUGCUCAGUCCUCUCCACAGUAAUUUCAUCAAAUUUCUACUUAUGGACUUGCUAUACCAAUUGAAAUUUUCAAAAACAACUUUUAAUCAUAGUAAAAUUAACUUGUUUUAAGCUUAAAAAUAUUUUUUAAAAACAUCCAAUUCUUUUUUGUUUGGAUUCUGUGGUGGUGGGAUGACCUAUGACACACUAUGCAUGAAAAGGGCAUACACCUAAAAUAAUAAAAAUCUUAAAAAAAAUGUUAUAGUUAAAUAAAUCAUAUUUUUUUAAAUAUUGUGAAAUUCAACAAAACAAUUCCUUAUCAUUCCUAAGCAUAAAAGAACUUUAUAAAUUGUACAUAUCCAUUUGGGUCUUCUCUUUUGAAUUGUAACUGUUGCACCUUCUCCUCUUUGACCUUAAUAGCUGAUGAGCUGACUGUACCAUUCCAACCUAACAAUUAUAGUCAAAAUUCUCCAACUAACAGUGUAGGUAGUGGAAUUAGUUAAUAUAUUUCAUAUUUAUUUUCAUGUACAAUUGUUGAUAUGUUUGAUGUAUAUUUAAAUAAGUUAAUAAAAUAAUAUUAUAUAAGAAACAACCUAGAACUUAAUGUAUCAUAUUUAUAUUAUAAAUAGUUAAAUUUAACUAUUUCAAUUUAUGUUAAAUUUUAUUCAAAAAUGUACUAUCUAUUUGAUAAAUAUCUCAUUGCAACUAAUUUAAAAAUUGUACGUUACUGACCAUCUUAUAAUUAAUUUUUUAAUGGGUAUUUAUUGUCUAUCAAAAAAUAAAUAAACAAGUAUACAAAAAAAUUUUAAAUAUUCUUAUUUAGGCUGUAAUUUUAAGAAUUUUCAUGGAUUAUUAAUUAUUAUUAAAUAAUACUAGUGACCUACACCCUAUGUAAUAUACCAGUGUACCUAUAUUAUAAUCUAGUCUGUUUAUUUAUCUAUUCCAUUUUUGAUGUACUUCUUUAUAUUAUAUUUAUUUAUUGCAAUUUUUGUUUUAAUUACUAUAGUUCUAAUUAACAAUUAGUUCUACAGGUAUGUCUAUUUAUGUUUUUGUAUUAUAGUCAGACGUGAUACAAUUUUUACGAAAUAUCUAAAAUAUUAUAAAAUUUAUAAAUGUAUACCAACUUGGCUCUUAAUAGUACUCCAGUACUCCACCAUCACCGAUAAUAGAUUAUCCUCAGUGGUGAGACGAACCAUCUAACCAUGUUAUAUAUAUAUAAUCAUU
Messenger RNA from Aphis gossypii (cotton aphid), 9067 nucleotides. RefSeq lists its product as uncharacterized. Bases 1416 to 7634 code for a protein of 2072 amino acids. The transcript has 3 exons. Lineage: Eukaryota; Metazoa; Arthropoda; Insecta; Hemiptera; Aphididae. The record is from RefSeq and is a predicted model, not a curated record. Gene Ontology annotation, molecular function: protein binding.